AGUGCAUGUGAAUUCGAGAAAGCAAUAAACUCGUGCCUAUUGAAAACGGCACCGUGGCAUGUCUUCACAUGGUAAACUGCGAUAUUUGUAUAAGGAUUAUAAAAAGGUAAUCCUUUUAAGUAAGUUUACACAGAUCUAAAGCAAACAACAGGAAGAGUAAAAAAAAGCCUGCAUGUAACUUCAUGUUCAAGUUUGCGUCACGGUGACUAAUUUGAGAGACAUCUCAGAAGUGGUUCAUUAAUCUAUAAAAUAAAUCUUGUUCCCCGUUGGAGGUAAAAUGCAUUCUCAUUGAUAAUCUAACUGUAAAAAUAACAUCAAAAUAUUCCAAGAGGAUCCUAGAGUCCCAAUCCCAUUUCCCACUUCGAAUUUUGGCAUAAUCCUAGUCCUAAUCCUAGUCUUGGACUUUUAUAAGAAAUCCCAGUCUGCUCUACCAUGGUUGCGGUUUUUGAAUAUAUAAAAAAAUUUACCGAUACAUUUUGUUAUUGAGACGAUGGAUUUAUAGCAUGACAUCAAAUCGGAAAUUUCGGGCAACGAUUGACGUCAUGUCUGGUAACUUUAAAUGUAUCGCAAAGUUUUUUUAAAAUACUAUAAUAAAAGUUGCGCAAAAGUAAAAUAAUUGUUAUUGCCAAGUGGAAUGUUAUGUUAGAUCUGUUUUUGCCAACAUUAUCUUGGAACAUGCAAUGGACCUAACAAGAUAACGCUGAAAUGCUCUCUUGUGAAGGAAAGAGAACGGAAACUUUAAAUUGUUUGUGCCAAAGGGGAGUCACCAGGAUAUUUUCGAAUCGCUCUCGUGGUAGCAGCCUGGUUGAAAAUAGACAGUGAUCCUAUGUUAUUUCUCGUUCUUUAUGCCGCUUCGGUAACAUUGGAUGCGUUUGAUGGGAUUGCUGCAAGAAAACUUAACCAAACAUCCGUUUUUGGAGCUUGGUUUGAUGUGGUCAUUGAUAAUAUUGGAAGGGGCAUGCUAUGGAGUUACAUAUACCAGUGGGGAUAUUUUGUGAGUGCUUUAGAGUGGUUAGUGUUUGUCUGUACUCACACGUACGGAGCUACAUGGAAGACUGCUGGGAUGGAUUCACCUCCAUUCUGGGUUGCAGCUAUCAUGGCAAACAAUUUUAAAACUAUUGUUGGUGCCUAUGCUAUUGCUGGUCUCCAUGUCCUGCCAAUGUGGCUUUACGGUUUACAGAAAAUAGAAAUGAUUCGCAUAUACUUUGGAAGUCAGGCAUGCACUGGUAUUACCGCUUUCUUAGCAUCUGGAAGGCUAACUUGUUCACUUGUUGAGGGUUGGUUUAUAUGGACACACAUAAAAGCUCUAUUAACAACUUUCAAUGAGCUAUGAACCAUGUUUGUUUGUUGAACUCUUCUGAGAGUGGCUCUUGGAGCGUGCAGAAUUUUUUACAAAUUUUACACAGUUAGUGAGGGUGAUUAUUAGGUGGAUGUAUAAUAUAGCUAUUUAUCUUGAGUUGAUAUAUAAA
Dendronephthya gigantea is the source of this 1469-nucleotide messenger RNA. RefSeq lists its product as uncharacterized. NCBI's taxonomy places the organism in Eukaryota, Metazoa, Cnidaria, Anthozoa, Malacalcyonacea, Nephtheidae. Gene Ontology annotation, cellular component: membrane. Gene Ontology annotation, biological process: phospholipid biosynthetic process. The transcript is spliced from 7 exons. Gene Ontology annotation, molecular function: phosphotransferase activity, for other substituted phosphate groups. The record is from RefSeq and is a predicted model, not a curated record. Bases 827 to 1333 code for a protein of 168 amino acids.